UCGCUGCAGUCCCCGCCGCCGCCACAUUCAACAGGCAGCAGCGCCGCUGUCGCGCGGCCGCGGGGGAGCUAGAGCGGCCCGCGGCGUCCGCCCGUCUGCCUUUGGCGUCCGCGGCCCUGUCAGCGGGAGCGCGGUGCCCGAGCUGCCGGGCUCCGCGGCCUGGUCGGUGCCCGGUCCGAGGCACGACCUCGGAGGCUCCUUAGGCACCGGUGACCCAGCGAAGUUAAGUUCUGGGCGCGUCCGUCCGCUGCGCCCCGCCGCGCCUGGCUCCGGCGUGCGUCCUCCGUCCGCGGCUCCCCAAUCUCGGAGCGACACUCAGGUCGCCCGCUCCGCGCCCCCCGGUGCCCGCGGCUCCCGGGACUUCUCUGCUGGUGGGGGAGGGGCGGGGGGCACCAUGGCCGAAGCGCCCCAGGUCGUGGAGACCGACCCGGACUUCGAGCCGCUGCCCCGGCAGCGCUCCUGUACCUGGCCGCUGCCCAGGCCGGAGUUUAACCAGUCCAACUCGACCACCUCCAGCCCGGCGCCGUCGGGCGGCGCGGCCGCCAACCCCGACGCCGCGGCGAGCCUGGCCUCGGCGUCCGCUGUCAGCACCGACUUUAUGAGCAACCUGAGCCUGCUGGAGGAGAGUGAGGACUUCGCGCGGGCGCCGGGCUGCGUGGCCGUGGCGGCCGCGGCUGCGGCCAGCAGGGGCCUGUGCGGGGACUUCCAGGGCCCCGAGGCGGGUUGCGUGCACCCGGCGCCGCCACAGCCCCCACCGACCGGGCCGCUGUCGCAGCCCCCACCGGUGCCUCCCUCCGCGGCGGCCGCGGGGCCACUCGCGGGACAGCCGCGCAAGACCAGCUCGUCGCGCCGCAACGCGUGGGGCAACCUGUCGUACGCCGACCUCAUCACCAAGGCCAUCGAGAGCUCGGCCGAGAAGAGGCUCACCCUGUCGCAGAUCUACGAGUGGAUGGUGAAGAGCGUGCCCUACUUCAAGGAUAAGGGCGACAGCAACAGUUCGGCGGGCUGGAAGAAUUCCAUUCGCCACAAUCUGUCCCUGCACAGCAAGUUUAUUCGUGUGCAGAAUGAAGGAACUGGAAAAAGCUCCUGGUGGAUGCUCAAUCCAGAGGGAGGCAAGAGUGGAAAAUCACCCCGGAGAAGAGCCGUGUCCAUGGACAACAGUAAAUUUGCUAAGAGCCGAGGACGGGCUGCGAAGAAAAAAGCAUCUCUCCAGUCCGGGCAAGAGGGNCCUGGAGACAGCCCUGGGUCUCAGUUUUCUAAGUGGCCUGCGAGUCCUGGGUCCCACAGCAAUGAUGACUUUGAUAACUGGAGUACAUUUCGUCCUCGAACCAGCUCAAAUGCUAGUACCAUCAGUGGGAGACUUUCUCCCAUCAUGACAGAACAGGAUGACCUGGGAGAUGGGGAUGUGCAUUCNCUGGUAUAUCCACCCUCUGCUGCCAAGAUGGCUUCUACGCUGCCCAGUCUGUCUGAAAUCAGCAAUCCAGAAAACAUGGAGAACCUUCUGGAUAAUCUCAAUCUUCUCUCNUCCCCAACAUCUUUAACUGUGUCAACCCAGUCCUCACCUGGCAGCAUGAUGCAGCAGACACCUUGCUAUUCGUUUGCACNNCCAAACACCAGUCUAAAUUCACCCAGUCCAAACUACUCAAAGUACACGUACGGCCAAUCCAGCACGAGCCCCUUGCCCCAGAUGCCUAUGCAGACACUUCAGGACAGCAAAUCAAGCUAUGGAGGAUUGAACCAGUAUAACUGUGCCCCAGGACUCUUGAAAGAGUUGUUGACUUCUGACUCUCCUCCCCACAGUGACAUUAUGUCACCAGUUGAUCCUGGAGUGGCCCAACCCAACAGUCGGGUCCUGGGCCAAAAUGUAAUGAUGGCCCCUAAUUCAGUCAUGCCAGCCUAUGGCAGCCAGGCAUCUCAUAACAAAAUGAUGAACCCCAGCUCCCACACCCACCCUGGACACGCACAGCAAACGGCUUCAGUCAAUGGCCGUGCCCUGCCCCAUGUGGUGAACACCAUGCCUCACACAUCUGCCAUGAACCGCUUAACCCCAGUGAAGACACCGUUACAAGUGCCUCUGUCCCACCCCAUGCAGAUGAGUGCCCUGGGCAGCUACUCCUCGGUGAGCAGCUGCAAUGGCUAUGGUAGAAUGGGUGUCCUCCAUCAGGAGAAGCUCCCAAGUGACUUGGAUGGCAUGCUUAUUGAGCGCUUGGACUGCGACAUGGAGUCCAUCAUUCGGAACGACCUCAUGGAUGGAGACACCUUGGAUUUUAACUUUGAUAAUGUGUUGCCCAACCAAAGCUUCCCACACAGUGUCAAGACUACAACACACAGCUGGGUGUCAGGCUAAGAGUUAGUGAGCAGACUUGGCGGCAACAGCAGCAGCAGCAGCACUUUCCUGUGCAGGAUGUUUGCCCAGCGUUCGCAGGUUAUGUGCUCCUGUAGAUAAGGACUGUGCCAUUGGGAAUCAUUACAAUGAAGUGCCAAACUCACUACACCAUGUAAUUGCAGAAAAGACUUUCAGAUCCUGGAGUGCUUUCAAGUUUUGUAUAUAGACAGUAGAUACAGAAUUGUAUUUGUGUGUGUGUGUGUUUUUUAAUACCUACUUGGUCCAAGGAAAGUUUAUACUCUUUUGUAAUACUGUGAUGGUCUCAAGUCUUGAUAAACUUUGCUUUGCACUACCUGUGUUCUGCUAAAGUGAUGAAUCAUGAACUAAGAUCUCCAUUCUGCACCUCUGCUGAAUGACCGAACCUGUUCAUCUUGCCACAGAAUUCGUAUGAGAACCAAGUAGCCGGUGAUCAAUGUGCUGAAUUAAUGGACUUGUCAAACUUUGGGGCAGAAUAAGAUUAAGUGCCAGCUUUGUACAGAUCUUUUUCUAUUAUUUUUGUUGUUGUUUAUUUUGUUAUUUGCAAAUUUGUACAAACAACUUAAAAUGGUUCUAAUUUCCAGGUAAAUGACUUUUGAUGUUAUUGUUAGGACUCAACAUCUUUUGGAAUAGAUACCGAAGUGUAAUGUUUUCUUAAAACUAGAGUCUACUUUGUUACAUUGUCUGCUUAUAAAUUUGUGAAAUCAGAGGUGUUUGGGGGCUGCAUUCAUAAUUUUCAUUUUGUAUUUCUAACUGGAUUAGUACUAAUUUUAUAUGUGCUCAGCUGGUUUGUACACUUUGGGAUGAUACCUGAUAAUGUUUCCGACUAAUCUUAAAUCUUUGUAAUUAGUAAUUGCAUACUCAACGUUCCUGGCCCUUUGAGCAGGAAAGUUAUGUAUAGUUACGGACACUCUUGUUUUGUAUGUAGAUUUAUGUGUGUAUUUUAAAGAAAUUUCACCUGCUUCUAUUACCCUGUGAAUUGUGUACAGCUCAUAGCACCAAGUCUCCAGAUAGAUGCCCCGUGCCACAUGCUUACAACCCUUCUAGGGAAGCCCUGCCAGAUGAUGCUCUAUGUCAUACUGUCAUAGUUCCCAUGGGAACUCUGUCUGUUGCUCAGGAAAGGGGAACUUUAUCUAAGGUGAUGUUUUUUGUCUGACUGGGGUUCACCUCCUACUCUGAACUGUUGGCUUUUGUCACAAUGGAGGUGGCUUUGUGGCUGUUUCCUGAAGAAUCAUGUCGCUUCUCGGUCCCCACCUCUGUUCUCUUUGGCUCUGAACAGUGUAAAUCUAAGGAGGAAGUUUACAAACAGGACUUCAGUGAUUUAUGGAGUGCUUUGUGCACCUAAGUACAGACAGUGGCAGGAUUAGUUAAAAAUUAAGACAGUAAACUUGGAAACCAGCCAGCUAUAAAUGGACAUUUAUUUUGAAAUCCUUAACUUAAGAAUUUGAGAGGUUUUUUUUCAACCUUGAGCAGCCUAAUGUGUCUCAAACAUUUACAUUUUUAUACUUUCUAUUUACCUGAAGUCCUACCAGACCAGGAUAAUUGGUUUUACCUCCCAUUCCGUCCAUCGGUGUUUCCGAAUCACAUUGAAUGCCGAGUGUCCCCCAGUUUGAGGAAUAGAUGUACCCCAGCACCCCUCUGGCUUCCAUGCAGAAGACCAGGUGCACUCGUUGUCUCUAGUGUUAAUUAUCUCUCCAUUUGUUUGUUAGUGUGUGUUAGCAAGAAUAAAAUGUCCCUGUUUUCACCCACCAUUGGCCAGCUUUGUCAUAAGCUUCCCACCAUGACUUUCACUAUUUUAAACAUGUAUUGAGCCUCUGCUCCUCUGACCACCUUUGUUUGGGCACUCCUAAACGGGACUUGUUUUAGAAAUGAACUCCUCCAAGUAGAGCCUCCUUCAAAUGGAGUAGAAUUUCCUGUUGUCGAAGAACUCGGGUCUCCCUUUCCUCCUCCGUCUGCCAUGUCUUACCAUUGCAGAGAGAACCCCUGUGUGUUAUCAUUCAACAGAGGCAGCUCCAGCCCUGGCAGUGGGCUGCUUGCUGAGUCACUGAGGGGCUGGGAGGGGCCUCUUCCUUCAGAAACUGUAAAUUACAACAGCAACCCCUAUUUUUCUUGGUGUUAAGAUCAUAGUGUGAAUCACAGGUAGUUGUCUGGGGCACAGUGAAGUCCAGGAAAGGCUUCUUACCUGUUUUGAAAACAAACAUCAAACAUGUGAGCUCUGAGGGUCCUUUUCUGUGAGAAUGUUCACUUUCCGGUAUAUUAUUGUACAUGAUUGCUCUGUGAAAAGACUUCACCUAUGCAGCCUUGUUUGAUUUAUUUCCUUUGGUUUGUACUGUUGUUAAGAGCAUAUUGUAUUAUAGAGCUAUUUGGAUAUUUUAAAUAUAAAGAUGUAUUGUUUCCAUAAUAUAGAUGUAUGGAAUAUAUUUAGGUGAUAGAUGUACAACUUGGAAAGUUCUGCUUAGACAAACUGAGUCUAAGUUAAUUAGCAAAUAAUAUAUCCUGAUGAGCAGUAAACCCUGGAACCUAACAGUAAGAGGAGAAAGUCACUUAAAAUGGAAACAGUUCCCCAAAGGUGUACAAUUUGAACUUGUUUAACUGCUUAAUAUAUGGCUUCCCCCCCCCCAAAAAAAAAAAAAAAAUUGAAGUUCUUAGUUUCAACUCUCAAAGUUACUGAUUUUAAGUGAAAAGUUUCUCUGUGGUUUCAGCUGGGGAGUGAUUGUUCAGUUAUAGUGUGCAUUAUGCUGUAUGCAAACCAAACAGCCUGGCCCUGUGGCCAAGGCAGACAGCCUUGUAAGUGCCAUCAGGCUAGAGUCCCACCCUCCCACACUUCACCACCGGACCUGAGUAACAGUGCAGAUGCCUUGUUCCCGUUCCAGUGCUAUCUGAGAAGUGCCUGAUGAGGAUGAUUUACUUACAGACACAAGAACAAUCCUUACUAUAAAUUGUAUAAAGCCAUAAAUGUACAUAAAUCAUCUUUAAGUGGCUUGGUGUGUUUCUUUCCUAGUGUUCGAAAGUUCCUGAGCAAGCAUGUUUUUAUUUAGCCAUCAAGCACUUGAGUUAGACCAUCAACCCCAGUGUUAAUGGCGUAUGACCAAACCAUGGCCCCUAA
Molecule: messenger RNA, 5468 nt
Organism: Mus pahari (shrew mouse)
Lineage: Eukaryota; Metazoa; Chordata; Mammalia; Rodentia; Muridae
Gene: Foxo1
Product: forkhead box O1
Exons: 3
Coding region: 395-2347 (650 amino acids)
Biological process (GO): insulin receptor signaling pathway; regulation of transcription by RNA polymerase II
Cellular component (GO): nucleus
Molecular function (GO): DNA-binding transcription factor activity, RNA polymerase II-specific; RNA polymerase II cis-regulatory region sequence-specific DNA binding
Source: RefSeq, a predicted model, not a curated record